Molecule: messenger RNA, 1336 nt
Organism: Hemiscyllium ocellatum (epaulette shark)
Lineage: Eukaryota; Metazoa; Chordata; Chondrichthyes; Orectolobiformes; Hemiscylliidae
Gene: dkk1b
Product: dickkopf WNT signaling pathway inhibitor 1b
Exons: 4
Coding region: 160-897 (245 amino acids)
Biological process (GO): multicellular organism development; negative regulation of canonical Wnt signaling pathway
Cellular component (GO): extracellular region
Molecular function (GO): receptor antagonist activity; co-receptor binding
Source: RefSeq, a predicted model, not a curated record
GCAAGGGCAGUGAGUUAACCAGCAGGCAAAUCUCCGCGUUCCUGGACAGCUGGAUUUAUCACUUCGCUGCUCCCAAGGUUUCUGUCAGGUAUCUCUGGUGGCUGGUUCAUCUCGCUGCGUUCAUCCGGCGGUGUCCAGGAGCGGAGUGUGCUGCUGAUCAUGUAUUUGGAAGCUGUGAGAGUUGGCAGGCUGAUGCUCACCUUCUGCCUCUGUAACACCGUGAGCUCCUUCAACUCGAAUGCCAUCAAGACAGCCAAUGGUGUGGUAUUGAGUCCCAGCCACCCAGUCAGCGCGGCUCCCCAGGUUGUAGUUUAUCACAGUGUCAACAAGAACCACGCUGUAGAGCAAUUCCAGAUCUCCAGUUGUCUGGAUGACCGGGACUGCGCUGUCGAGCAGUUCUGUUCCUCUUCCCGAGCCGCUGCCCAACAUUGCCUGAACUGCCGCCGGCGACGGAAGCGCUGUCUCCGAGAUGCGAUGUGCUGUCCGGGGACUCGCUGCAGCAAUGGACUGUGCAUGCCCAAUGAUGUUGAACACACUCCUGGUGAAAUUGAGGAGAGCAUCCUGGAUAGUUGGAACCACGAGGAGCAGCAAACCACCCUGGAUAGUCAUCUGAGGAGGACAACCCUCCCAGCACGGUCCCAUCCAGUUAAAGGACAAGAAGGUGAUGUUUGCCUCAGAUCCUCUGACUGUGACCAAGGCCUAUGCUGUGCCCGACACUUCUGGUCCAAGAUCUGCAAACCGGUGCUGAGGGAAGGUCAGGUGUGCACCAAACACAAGCGCAAAGGCUCCCGUGGCCUGGAGAUCUUCCAGAGAUGUGACUGCGCCCAGGGUUUCUCAUGUCGGAUACAGAGAGGAGGGAAUCAUGGCAAGAGCUCGAGGCUGCACACCUGCCAGUGACCCUGAACCACUGUGAACAAUGGUGAAAGGACUGACCCAAGACCUUUAGGCAUUGGGCUUGGGAGGGAGGUUUGGUGGGAAGGUGGGGGAGGUGUGGGGUGGAUGGUGAAGACUUCGUUUCAUGAUCAGCCAACGAGCCGAGCCCCCUCUUGCGGGCUUUAGACUGGAAGCAUGCUGGCAUCCUUCAGAAUUCGAAGUGUAUUGAGCUUUUCUUGGUUCCCUUUUAAGGAACUAUGUAGACUGUAAUGCUUGCAGUAAAUUACUGUGUUGUAAAAGAUUCAGUCUGGCACUUACACUGUAAAUACUUGACUGACCAGUAUUGUGGAAAAUGCUGCAAUGCCUUCCUCCCUGUUCAGCCAGUGUUGUAAAUUGUUCUAUAUUAUUGUUAACGAGUGUCUUGUAAUAUAAAUUUUCUAUAUUUUAACUGAAAUAAAAAUGU